Molecule: messenger RNA, 1044 nt
Organism: Acipenser ruthenus (sterlet)
Lineage: Eukaryota; Metazoa; Chordata; Actinopteri; Acipenseriformes; Acipenseridae
Product: butyrophilin subfamily 1 member A1-like
Exons: 5
Coding region: 91-936 (281 amino acids)
Source: RefSeq, a predicted model, not a curated record
GUGCAGUACUUCACAGUGCAAUCAUGAGAGGAGUCUACAUGGGGUCUGGUUUGUUUGUGUCACACAGCUACAACUAACAGAGCUUUUGUUAUGAAGAUGAGACUCCUGGGGAGGACCUGUCUCAUUGUCUUGAGUUUGCUACCAGCUGUUUCUACACAGACAGAUGGCAGCUCUGUUGUUGGCUCUGAUCAGCCCCUCAUCGCCUCUCCUGGUGAAGAUGUCAUCCUGUACUGUCACAUCACCCCCAGUCUUAGUGCUGUGGACAUGCACGUGAGGUGGUUCAGAGAAAACAUCAAGAUCCCAGUUCAUUUAUAUGAAGAUCGAAGUGAUCACAGAGAUGUUCAGCACAUUGACUAUCGGGGCCGCACUGAUCUCUCUAUAUUGGGGCUGCGGGAUGGAAUUCUCUCUCUGCAACUGAGAAACCUCCGUCUCUCUGAUAGCGGGGUCUAUUCCUGCUAUGUCACUGAUGGAGUCUGGGAUGGACAAGGAAAGGCUGAACUGAUAGUCAGAGCUCUGGGGACCCAGCCCUCAAUCUGUAUGGACUCUACACAAGGAGAGCAGAUCCGGCUGGUGUGCAGAUCAGAGGGGUGGGACCCUGAACCUGAAGUGAUCUGGAGAGACAGGGAUGGAAAUGACUUGACAUCAUUGUCCAGCACAACAGUGCAGAGUGACAGUCAGGGGCUCCUCAGUGUCAGCAGCCACAUCAAAAUCAAACAGCAGUCCAACGUGUUCUCCUGUCUGGUUAGAAGUAAAACACCAAAACCAGACUGGGAAUCCAAACUCCACAUAUCCAGUGAUUUUUUCCCAGGAGUCUCUGGAUGGAUGGUGGCUUUCUCCUUGACUUUAGCUCUCAGUAUUGGAGCCAUUCCUCUGCUGGUGAUCCAAUGGAGAAGAAUGGAUGCCAUGGAGAGACACUUUGAGCCUAUGGGUAAGUAAAGCACUUAAUGAAGAGAUGCUGAAAACCCAUUCCAGGUUUCUGCAGCAGUAUCUUAAACUACCACACCCAUAAAUAAAGACAUCCCUGGACCAGAAAUCCAGCUCAUU